CGGAAGCGUUGCUAUGGCGGCGGACGCGCUCCGCGGCCUGGUGGCCGCGCUGGAGACCUACCGGGGCCGGGACCGGGUGGUCCGCGCUCUCUGCUAUGGCUGCCAGCUGGCGGGCGGGGCCCUGGCCGGGCCGCAGGCCUCGCCGUCCGGGCUGCCCGGGAGCCUCCUGGCCGUGUCGGCCCAGCUGAACGCCUGUCGCACGGCCCUGCGCCUCUUCGAUGAUUUCGCCAUGCUCAGCUACAGCUGCGGCUACGGGCUGGGCCCCAAGGACGAGGACGGGCUGGUGAGGGGGUUAUCGGUGCUCAGCAACCUGGCCAACCAGCUCUACUACCCCUGCGAGCACAUGGCCUGGGCAGCCGAUGCCGGUAUCAUCCACGUGGGCUCUCAGAAGUGGUGGACGCUGAGCACGGGGCUCUGGGCCUUCUCCCUGCUCCUGGGAAUCCUGCGAUCCCUGAGAGUCUUGUUCCAGUUAAGAAGAAAGCUGAGGCAGCACGAGGGUGCUGCUUCGCCUCCCAGCCCAAAGGAAGUCAAAGCCCAAGUGAAGGCUGAAGUUUUGAGCAUCCUCACAGACCUGGCAGAUCUCUCCAACGCCAUCCACUGGCUGCCUCCAGGAUUUCUUUGGGCUGGACGCUUCCCUCCCUGGUUAGUAGGUCUCCUGGGAACAGUAUCUUCCCUGAUUGGCAUCUACCAAGCGUCUAGAGGAGGAAAUUCUGAAGCUGAAUAAACCAUAAUUAAGCUUCCAGGAGCCUGAUUGUUCCGUGGUAACAACGGCUUUAGUGAGGCAGGGUGUAUUUUAACUCUGCUGGAUGUUGAUGGUUGUAAUUCCACACGUCCUGUAAUUGGGACUGGAGUCAAGAUGUUGAUUGCAGAGAGGAUUUUUUUGCAGUUUUUAAUCACUCUUCAUCAGAGAAAUCUUCCGGGAAAAUGCUCUGAAAAGUAAGAAAUCUCCAAGGAUUGGUAAAAUAGAGGAGAAAAAAGGCACUUCCAUCCUUCCUUCCUGUGUCCCAAAAGACAAAUGCAACCUCCAGUUUGUGCUGGUGCUUGAAGGAGCAGGAAGUUUGGCAGAGGAAUAACCAUGGUUCUGUCACACAGAACUCCAAAGGGAUGGAUCCGAGGCUCAGAGCUUGGCCCCUCUUCUGAGCCAGGGAGGUGACUGUUCCUGUGGGAGUUUCCUCGUUGGAUCUUUUGGAGUCCGAGCCCAGAGAUCCCCAGAGCACAAAGAGGAACGAGUGGCUGUGCUGAUGGGGUGGUUGGUGUUUCUGUAGAGGCGAGAGGGGAAAGACCCAGCAGCUGUGGAGCUUCCUCCUCAUCUCUGUGAUCAUUUUAAGGAGAAAGUUUGGAAGUUGGGAGUUUUCCUGGUUACAGCAAAGCCUUCAUCUGUGCCUUUACCGAGUGCCAGAGGGUGGAGCUCUUCCACCAGGCUCUGGCAGCAGCCGAGGGACCUUUUUUUUUGUUUCCUUUGAACAACAACAAAAAAGCAGCAAGUUUGUUAAUCACCUUUCAAAGGACCAAUCAAAGCGAUGCCAAGAUGGGUUUUACAGUUCUGUUUCUAGGCGGUGCCAAUAAUAAAUGAGAUGAAUGUUUCAAA
This is a messenger RNA of Apus apus (common swift), 1588 nucleotides long. It is a transcript of the gene PEX11G, whose product is annotated as peroxisomal biogenesis factor 11 gamma. Lineage: Eukaryota; Metazoa; Chordata; Aves; Apodiformes; Apodidae. Gene Ontology annotation, biological process: peroxisome fission. The transcript is spliced from 5 exons. Gene Ontology annotation, cellular component: peroxisomal membrane. The record is from RefSeq and is a predicted model, not a curated record. Bases 14 to 724 code for a protein of 236 amino acids.